AUGCGAGCGGUCAUGCCACGGCAUAUUGCUCUCUUCCUAUACUCCUUCUUAGCCAUCUUCUUUGUCUCCUUUGGCGAUGCAGCAGAACAAGAACCACUGCAUGGAGCCGUAAACUCAGCCCCGAAGAGGGUGGCAGUAAUUGGGCUGAUAUCCCUGAUAGGAGCCGGAGCCGGAGGCUCGUUCGCUGCGUAUGAACUGCGCAAGCUAGCAGAUGAAACCAACAUCCCACUCGAAAUCACAGUCUACGAGCGUGAGUCUUAUAUCGGAGGCCGCUCAACAACUGUCAAUGCAUUCGACGAUCCGGCCUAUCCCAUUGAACUGGGCGCUUCCAUCUUCGUCCAGGUCAAUUACAACUUGGUCAACGCUUCUCGUGAUCUCGGGUUGACAGUUCACAGUGCUGACCAUGCACGGCCUAGAGAGACCGAUGAAAGUAUUGGAAUCUGGGACGGAAAGCAGUUUGUAUUCACCAUGAAGAAUUCGUAUAGCUGGUGGAAUAUCGGCCGACUCUUCUGGCGGUAUGGCCUUGCACCGCUCCGUACCCAGAACCUGGUGAAAAGCGUUGUUGGAAAGUUCUUGCGCAUUUAUGAAGAACCUUUGUUCCCUUUCAGUUCCCUCUCUAAGGCGGCUAUCGCUGCAGACUUGAUCAAUGCCACUUCCUCCCCUGGCGAUGUGUUUCUGCAGACAAACAACAUCGACUCACUAUUUGCGAGGGAGAUCAUCCAAGCAAGUACUCGCGUAAAUUACGGACAGAAUUUGCAGCUGAUUCAUGGCUUGGAAUCUGUCGUCUGCAUGGCCACGGAUGGAGCCGUCUCUAUUGAGGGUGGCAAUUGGCGCAUCUUCGAUGGCGCGUUGACGGCAUCGGGAGCCAACAUCAAAGUGAACACCACGGUCACUGACAUUAGACGAAGCGAUGAUGGAACUCUGCACGUCUCGGCAAAGCCAAAUACUGCUAUCAACUCAGAGCAUGAUACAUUUGACGAAGUUAUCGUUGCUGGUCCUUUGCAGUACUCGGACAUCUCCAUUUCGCCUCCCUUGGAGCGGACCCCAGAUGAGAUUCCAUACGUCAAUCUGCAUGUUACACUCUUUGCAUCCCCACACCGUAUCUCACCGGAGUAUUUCGGUCUUAAAGAUUCAAGAGCGCCUGAAACUAUCCUGACCACUUUGCCUGAAGGCCUUGAUCUGGGUUCCAACCCGGCUGGUGUUGGCCCCAGCGGUUUCUGGAGUAUCAGCACACUUCGAACAGUGGAUCGUUCUGCGGUGCAAUCUGGAGAAAACACACAGCAACAUUACGUUUACAAAAUUUUCUCUCCGGAGCGGCCCACUGGUGAAUUCAUUUCCCAGAUCUUGGGGCUAGAAAGUGAAACUAUGCUGAGCAAUACGACUAUUGGGGACCUCUCAAAGACUGAUGUCAGCUGGUUCCAUGAGAAGCUGUGGAACCCAUACCCUCUCCUGUAUCCGCGAGUGACGUUCGAGGAUACAAUUCUAGCACCGAAUGUUUGGUACACAGGUGGUAUUGAGAGUUUCAUCUCGACAAUGGAGACCAGUGCACUGAUGGGCCGGAACGUGGCAACUCUCAUGUCUCAGUCGUGGCAGAAGUAA
This is a messenger RNA of Penicillium paradoxum, 1599 nucleotides long. Its product is annotated as putative prenylcysteine lyase. Gene Ontology annotation, biological process: prenylcysteine catabolic process; prenylated protein catabolic process. The coding region runs from base 1 to 1599 and encodes 532 amino acids. Gene Ontology annotation, molecular function: prenylcysteine oxidase activity. The record is from RefSeq and is a predicted model, not a curated record. The transcript is spliced from 2 exons. Lineage: Eukaryota; Fungi; Ascomycota; Eurotiomycetes; Eurotiales; Aspergillaceae.